AAUCAGCGCAGGCCAAUGAAAGUGAGGGUAAACCUUUUGAUUUCGAUUUAGCCAAAUCGCUUUUAGCUGAUGCUGAAGGUUCAAAACAAGUGCUUCCAAGACUUCAUGACAUUGUUAUAAGAAGGAUGAGCAGAAUGCUAUUGAACAUAAACUUAAACAGUCCGCUGAGGAGAUGCAGGAGGUUUUGACAAAUUUUUUGCAGGGUUCUUUGGACAGCAUGGUGCGUUGCGCAAUCGAUUCCUGCCCAAGUAUUUUAUCAUCACACGAAUGCUACCAGGAUUUGAUCAGAUCGGGUCAACCAAGAGCCUUAAUCAGUUCAGAUUUUGUGAAGACUGUUAUUGUCGACCAGGCUGGUGCAGAAAUAAUGAAUCGCGUCAAUGAAGUCAAUCUGUCAAUGGCAGCUCACGUUUCCGAUCGUGUAACUGAUGAAGUUAUGGAAGCUUUAUCGAAAAUUCAGCGGGUUUUAGCGAAUCCUAACAGUGGACUGGAUUUGUCUGAUAUGCUGGUUCGGCCGAAUACACCAGAUGUGCUCAGGCCUCGAGGACCUACACCAACUGUUCUUAGACGACCUAUAGACACAUCACCGACGGCUACUCCACAUAUGAUGUCCAAACGGAAAUCAGUCCACGGUCGCAAACUUCGUCCAAAAUCAGUCCUGGACGGUCUUGGAGCCUUUACAGCAGAUUCGCAUUUUAGUUCCUCCGCAGGCGGAGGAGCUCCUGAUUUGCUUCCGAAGAUUUUACAACAAUCGCAUGAUAGAUUGGACAGGGUUACAGAGCUGCCGAGUAGUUCACAUCAGCUUCAACAUUUGGUUAAAGGUCGUCCCAAACGUGCAAAAAACAAAGCCCCAACCCGACCCCUCGUAGCCUGCCUAGAUGGAAACAACAGUACGUGCAGCGAAUUAGGCGAAGGACUAGAUUCGUUCUUCCCGCCGUCUUCGGCGUCGGCUUCGGUGUCUUCGGCGACUCCUACGCCUUCGCACACGCCUCCGAUGAUUGCAGGGUCGCCUACAACCAGCGAGGGCUGCUCCACCCUUUCUUUGGCCGAAAGUCUUAAGGACGAUGGAACCGUUUGCAGCAGCAGCGAAGCAGUCGAUGGGGAUGAAGGAGGAGUUAGGGAUAGGACACCGACUAUGGAUUCUGGGGUGUUCGAUGUUAAGAAGAAAAAUGUGACGGAUUUGAUAAAUUCGCAACCACGAUCUUUAUCAAUUGACAACUUAGAAAGUCAUUCUCCAGCAUCGGGACGGCAUUCUUUAGGAAGUUCGCCUAUUAAUGUGGUAUCCAACGCCUUUCUGUCUCUCGAUUGCAAAGUUUUGGAUGACAGAUCUUCUGCACAUCAUAGAUCGGACGAUACUUCUAACGACAGCGCGAGUAGCACUACGAAAAGUACUGAGACGACUGUUACCAGAAAUGGUUCCCAUUGCUCAGUGUGGUCCAGGCCAAAUCAGACAAGUGUAAAACCUAGGCCCUGGUCAGUUUCUGGUGCCGACAGACAGAAUACUGACUUCCAAUUCUACGAUGAGCAACUAUCACCGUCAUCUCAUAAUAAUGACUCACUGCUCAUGGACGGCAUGGAUAAUGAAUUGACUGGUAUCAACAAAAAUAUGGUCGGUACAGCAACCGGUGGUAGUAUACUGGGUAUUAGUCCUGGUACGAUUGGGACAAGUCUGGUUGGAGGAAGUAUUGUUGGAAUUACGCCUGGUGCUGCUUUAGAACGACGAAGUGUGAAAGAAUUGGCUGCAGGUUUGAACCGUAUUGAAAACCCUAGAGAUUUGCCUCCAAAGUCUUUAGACAACAUACCACGUAAAUCAAUUUCUAAAAGCAAAUUGAUUACAUCCAGGUUUGAGGAGACUCUGGCUGAAGCAUUACAACAACCAGCAAAAAGAUCUGUAACUCGACAUAGUAUAGUUCGUGACAACCGUGACUCAGUUGAUGUAUGACACUCCUGUACAUCAUUCAUUAUUUAUGGCUUAGUUUAAAAUUAAAAUCUCAGUAUUUUUAUAAAAUUAUGUUUCUCAUAAUCCUGCUUUAAAAUCGCUGGUUCGAGCUGCAUUGGUAAAAGUGUUCUUUUGCUUGGAAAUCAAGAAUGUUGAUUCAAUCUCAUAUGAUGCAUCACGAGAUAGUUAGAUACAUUCCAAAGGUUAUAUUUUAUUCAUUGCUUUUAAUUGAUUUUUAUUUAUAUGUCUCUGUAUCGGUCACAAUAAUAAAAAACGAUAAUUAUCAUAUGUAAGAGUUAACAAGUCAAAUUUAACAAGUAGGUGCUGUACUGACGGACAACAAGAUAGAAAUUAUAUGAAAUAAAUAG
This is a messenger RNA of Ctenocephalides felis (cat flea), 2304 nucleotides long. RefSeq lists its product as uncharacterized. Bases 173 to 1939 code for a protein of 588 amino acids. The transcript has 12 exons. The record is from RefSeq and is a predicted model, not a curated record. Lineage: Eukaryota; Metazoa; Arthropoda; Insecta; Siphonaptera; Pulicidae.